GUCAUUUGACAAAACAAAAAUCAGCCGGUUUUAAUCAUUUUUUGUUCGUAAUGUUCUUCAGUCCGUUUUGUCGGUUUCGUCAUUUAGAUAACAUUGUUCAAUAAAUAAAUUAAUCAUUUUAAGAAAAAUGGCCCGUCCGAUAUCAUUCGUAACUGGAAAUGCAAAGAAAUUAGAGGAAGUACGAGCCAUACUGGGACCAAAGUUUCCGCGUGAGUUACUUCCCGUGAAACUGGACUUGCCGGAAUUGCAAGGAGAGGUGGACGAUAUUUGCAGGAAAAAGUGCAUGGAAGCAGCUCGGCAUGUAAGAGGGCCGGUUCUUGUUGAAGACACAUGCUUAUGCUUCAAUGCGUUAAAAGGAUUACCGGGUCCAUACAUUAAAUGGUUCCUCGAAAAAUUGGAGCCUGAAGGAUUGCAUAACCUGUUGAACGGUUGGGAGGAUAAAUCAGCUCAAGCCGUCUGCACCUUCGCAUACGCUUCCUCUGAAGACUCGGAAGUAGUUCUUUUCCAGGGACGCACCGAAGGAGACAUAGUAUACCCGCGCGGCUGCCGUGAUUUUGGAUGGGAUCCCAUUUUCCAGCCCAAAGGUUACGAUAAAACCUAUGCCGAGCUACCCAAAGAAAAGAAAAAUGAAAUUUCUCAUAGGUUUCGCGCGCUGGAUAAACUAAGGGAUCAUUUCUUAGCAGAGAACCAUUAAUGAAAUCUCAUAAUUAUAAAUAAAUUUUGCUUUGAUAAAUAUACCUGUAAAUACACUAA
Messenger RNA from Armigeres subalbatus, 753 nucleotides. Its product is annotated as inosine triphosphate pyrophosphatase. Gene Ontology annotation, cellular component: cytoplasm. NCBI's taxonomy places the organism in Eukaryota, Metazoa, Arthropoda, Insecta, Diptera, Culicidae. The record is from RefSeq and is a predicted model, not a curated record. Gene Ontology annotation, molecular function: nucleoside triphosphate diphosphatase activity. The transcript is spliced from 2 exons. Gene Ontology annotation, biological process: nucleoside triphosphate catabolic process. Bases 128 to 694 code for a protein of 188 amino acids.